AUGAGCAAUUGCAAUGCAUGCAAAAAGAAUGUAAAAACCACAGAAAGUAUAAUGUGCACCCAAACAACGUGUAAUAAGCUAUACCAUUAUCUGUAUGUGGGCUUAAAGGCUGACAACUUUAAAAAAAAUGUAUCCUGGAAGUGCCCUAGUUGCAAAGCCAAACAACCAAAGGGAAACAAUAGCGUCACACCCGUAAGGGUUAUGCAGUGUUCGGAUGACGAGGAUGGAGCAGAAAGCAGGGAUGAUUACGUAAUGACUCGACGUCGUCGUCCGCGUUCUCCGGACUGCUUAAAUCCCUUCGACUCAGAGUUUACUAACAAAAUGCGCAAAGAUAUAUUGGAUAUAAUUAGGAAUGAAGUGCCUAGUAUUAUUAAAGAUCUAAUCUGCAAAGAAUUCCGAGCUAUUAGGGAUAACAUCAGUGAACUAGAAAAAUCAAUAAAAUAUAUCGGUGACAAGUACGAUGAUAUAAUGAAGUCCAUAUCCGUAGCAUCUGAGGACACCAAGUGCUUAAAAACAGAAAACUCCUCUCUCCGCAGCGAUUUUAAGGAUAUGCAGAAAAAGAUCUCGACAAUCGAGCACGAUUUUGCUAAGCAAGAACAGUGGGUCCGUCAGCAAAACGUGGAAAUUGUAGGAGUAACAGAAAAAGCAAGGAAUGUCUCAUAG
Molecule: messenger RNA, 663 nt
Organism: Parnassius mnemosyne (clouded apollo)
Lineage: Eukaryota; Metazoa; Arthropoda; Insecta; Lepidoptera; Papilionidae
Source: the annotation of a GenBank genome assembly